Molecule: messenger RNA, 2773 nt
Organism: Toxotes jaculatrix (banded archerfish)
Lineage: Eukaryota; Metazoa; Chordata; Actinopteri; Toxotidae
Gene: camkvl
Product: CaM kinase-like vesicle-associated, like
Exons: 11
Coding region: 1-2412 (803 amino acids)
Biological process (GO): peptidyl-serine phosphorylation
Cellular component (GO): intracellular anatomical structure
Molecular function (GO): ATP binding; calmodulin binding; calcium/calmodulin-dependent protein kinase activity
Source: RefSeq, a predicted model, not a curated record
AUGCCAUUUGGGUGCCUUGCCCUGCGAGAUGGGCGGACUUACAAUAGCAUAUCUGAUGUCACGGACAAAUAUGAGAUUGGACAGGUCCUCCGAGCGAAGGAGUUCUGCGAGCUGUGCCUGGCUAAAGACAGACAGACAGACAAGGUGUUUGUCUGCAAGAAAUUCCUCAAGAAAGACGGCAGGAAAGUCCGCAAGGCUGCCAAGAACGAAAUCAUGAUCCUGAAAUUGGUCAACCACCCAAACAUCCUUCAGCUGAUAGACACAUUUGAGACCCGGAAAGAAUACUUCAUCAUCCAGGAACUUGCCACGGGAGGAGACGUAUUUGACUGGAUCCUGGACCAAGGGAAUUACACAGAGAGAGACGCUUCCAAUGUCAUCAGACAAGUCCUCGAGGCUGUGGCAUACUUACACUCCCUCAACAUAGUUCACAGGAACCUGAAGCUGGAAAACCUGAUGUACUACACAGAAAACAACCACAACAAAGUAGUUCUGCGAGAUUUCUACCUGUCCAGGUUUGAGAAUGGACCCAUCACAGAGCCUUGUGGAACACCGGAGUACCUGGCUCCUGAAGUGGUGGCUCGUCAUCGAUAUGGCCGUCCUGUGGACUGCUGGGCUGUGGGUGUCAUUAUGUACAUACUCUUAUCAGGUAACCCUCCUUUUUAUGAUGAGACGGAGGAGGAGAACACAGAUCUUCAUAAUCGCAUCAUCUUCUGUCGCAUUGUGGCCGGGGACUUUGAGUUUGACUCUCCCUACUGGGAUGACAUUUCACCUGCAGCCAAGGAGCUUGUCUGUCGACUUAUGGAGGUGGACCAGAUGCUGAGAAUAACAGCACAAGAUGCACUUUGGCAUGAAUGGAUUGCGGGGAAUGGUGCAUCAGAGAAGAACCUAAAGGAUGGUGUGUGUGCCCAGUUUGAGAAGAACUUUGCAAAGGCCAAGUGGAGGGAGUUGAAGAAAGCUAUCCGUGUCACGACCUUCAUGCAGCGACUGAAGAAUUCAGAGGCAUUAAUUGACAGUUCGGCCGAUGCUCAGGGUAGUGAAGAGGCAGGAGAUGGUGAAGGCGGUGUAUCUCAGGGUACAAGUGAUGAGGGAGACAAAGGGACCAGUGAUGGAGGGGUGACGUCAAGUAGUGUGUCUUUAGAGGUUACUGUUGAAAACACGCUGCCAAGUAUGGAUCAGGAUGAGGGGAGGAGUAAGGUAGGAGAAAAACAGGAGGAAACAAAGAUGAGUAUAGGCCCAUCUGUAGGAACAUCCCCAUCAGAUAUUCAAGAACCUUUAUGCCAGUCAAAUGCAGCCCCCAAGCUCACACAAGAGGAGCCUGAUAAGGUCAGUGCAAAGAAGGCAGCAGGUGAUGGAACCAGGAAAAUGGCUGCCAAUUUGGGUCAAAAUAAAGUGGUUCCAGAAUCCAAACCAACCCCUGUGGUGACGCCUGACCCUUCCAAGCGGUCAGACAGUUGCUCAGGCACCUCGCCUGAUCCCAGCAGCAAACGUAAAAUGGCUGCAACGCUUCAUGGCCUUCCACCCACAGCCUCUCCUGCAACCGCCUCAUCAGAGAAGAGACCAGCCACACAGAAGCAGCAGAAGGAUGAUACUGACGGAAGCUGGUGUCAGACACAAGUACCUGAGGCAGUGGCAGAGAAGUCAGUGGUAGCAUCAGUCACUCCAGCAAUAGGACCUGGAGCUGGGGUGGAUGUAGGACUAGGAGUUGGGUUAAGAGGGGAUGCUAGCCCUGUGGGUAGGAGGGAUAGGGAUGCUAGGAGAACAGACAGAUACAGUGCUGAGUUCAGCAUAGCAAGGGCAGGUCCUGCAACAGGACAGGGUUGUUAUACAGUAGGCAGCUCCGCUAGUUUGGGCCGUCAUGCCACACCAUACAACCCAGAAGUUGGGACUGUAGGAAUGGGGAUGGCAGCGAGCUACGGGAGUCCAUAUAGCACCCUGUAUACGAGUGGAGGAGGGGUAGGGUUGUACGGGACUGGGCUACAGCAUGGAGGCGGGAGCAGCUCUACAAGCGACUGGCAAAUGGACAGUGUGAUAGAGCAGAUAGAAAAGCAAAUGGCUGCAGUACUGGAGAAGAUUGAGGGAGACAUGCCCUCGCUGCUAGAACAAAUCAGUGACUGCCCCUCUGAACAACCACGUGCCCGGAGUACGCACGCCUCGCCUGCCACCUCCCGCGCCCGCUCCUCACAACACUCCUCGACUGCGACCUCGGCCACUCCUCCACCUCUUCCCACCUCUCCCAGGCCCACACUCCCAUCUCUCCCUCGUCUUACUAUCCCUCCUCCCUCCUAUCCCCCACCCUCUCCACCCACACAAGCUUCACCUCAAGCUGCAGGAGAGCAGGAAGACAGGAGUGGACAGAGGGGUGCUGCUCGUUCUAGCCAGUCACCCAGAGCUGGGGUGGGUAGGGAGCUAUGAAGCUGGUGUGCAUAACACAAUACCUAGCACCUGGAGCACUGGAUUUAUAGUUUAAACUUGAGGGUUUAAUGACUGUGUCUCACCCAGAAGUAUCUACUUGCUCCUCAGAAGAAAAGUAACCACUGUAUUAUUUGGUUUGACUGAGUAUUCAUACUGAGAUGACUGGACAAGAGAAAUCUCCCUAUGGCAUUCAAACAACUGAUGUCUAGGGGAGUACUGUAUCUUUCUUUAUGACAGCUACAAACACCAAGAUCGCAAAAGUUUGUUUGUUUCUCAAAACCGGGUUGCGUGCAUGAAUGCUCACCAUACAACCACCUCAUACUGGAAUCCAAUGACAAAAUUACAAGUAUACACAACUAAA